AUGGAUUUGAAGACAACAUAUAUACACGAGGAAACAGAGCCAAUAUAUGUAGGAGGAACCAGUGCAACAAUAUCAACCUCAGAUGGAAAAUACUUAGUGACUCCAUUAAAUGAAGAUGUUAUAAUAACAGACCUAGAAACUAAUGAAAUAUAUCAUAAAAUACCUGGUGAUGAUGAAGAUGAAAAUAUAACAAGUCUAUGUAUAACUCCCAAUGGUGAAAACCUAGCCAUAUGUUCACAAUCUCAACAACUUCGAAUAUUUAAUUUACCUUCAAAAACAAUAAUAAAAACUUUUAAAUUAUCAUCACCUGUAUAUAUAUCAACAGUAGAUUCAACAUCUACAUUAUUUGCAUUUGGAGGAUCUGAUGGAGUAGUAACAGUAUGGGAUAUAGAAGGUGGAUAUAUUACUCAUUCUUUAAAGGGUCAUGGUACUACAAUUUGUUCAAUAACAAUAUAUGGAGAAUUAAAUAAUUUAAAAAGUUGGAAAUUAGCAAGUGGUGAUACAAUGGGAACUGUUAAAAUAUGGGAUUUAUCUAAAAAGAAAUGUUUACAUACUUUAAAAGAUCAUAAUACUGCUGUAAGAGCAGUAUCUUUUAAUUCAAAUGGUGAAAUUUUUUUAACUGGUGGAAGAGAUCAAAUUGUUAUUAUAUAUAAUACAAAAAAUUUUAAACAAUUAUUUACUCAUCCAAUAAAUGAACAAAUUGAAGCAAGUGGAUUUAUUGAUUAUAUAGGUGGGAAAGAAUUUUUUUAUACUGGUGGAUCUAAUAAUAUAUUAAGAAUUUGGAAUGUUAAAUCUGGUCAGUUAAUGGCUCAAUCUCCUCAACCAUUAAAAACAAAUGAAGAAUUAUUAAUUAUUGAUAUAAUAAAAUUAAUGAAUCAAAAUUUAUAUCUUGUUAUAAGUGAUCAAACAUUAAUUGAAAUAGAUUGUCAACCAAAUGAAGAAGAAGUAGAAGAGAUAAAGAUAGUAGAAGAUGACGAUGACAUGGAAAUAGAUCAAACAAUAAUAUUGCCAAUAAUAAAAAGAAUUGCAGGGAAUCAAGGUAUAAUAGCAGAUCUGCGAUAUGUCGGACCAAAUAAAGAAUAUUUAGCAAUGGCAACAAAUUCACCAUCAUUAAGAAUAAUAAAUUUCCAAAAACCCUUUGAAUUAAAAAUUUGUGAAGGACAUACGGAUAUAUUAAAUGCUUUAGAUGUUAGUUCAGAUGGAUUAUGGAUUGCUACUGCAUCAAAAGACGGUGAAGCAAAAUUAUGGAAAUGGAAUUAUGAAACAGAAACAUUUGAUUGUUUUGCUACAUUCAAAGGACAUUCAGGAUCAGUUACUGCUAUUGCAAUAAAUAAUAUAUUAAAUAAUCACAAUGAACCAAAAUUCAUAAUAACUGGUUCAAAUGAUUUAACUAUUAAAAAAUGGAAUAUUCCAACUACUAGUAAUACAAUAGUAAAAUCAUCAAUAUAUACAAGAAGAGCUCAUGAUAAAGAUAUAAAUUCAAUAGAUAUUUCACCUAAUGAUGAAUUUUUUGCAACUGCAUCAUAUGAUAAAUUAGGUAAAAUAUGGUCAGUUGAAUCAGGAGAAACUAUAGGAAUAUUAAAAGGUCAUAAAAGAGGAUUAUGGGAUAUAAAUUUUUAUAAAUUUGAUAAAUAUGUUGCUACUGGUAGUGGAGAUAAAACUAUUAAAAUUUGGUCUUUGAAUGAUUUUUCAUGUAUAAAAACAUUAGAAGGUCAUACAAAUUCAAUUCAAAGAGUUAAAUUUUUUAAUUCUUUACAACCUCAAUUAAUUUCAGUUGGAGCAGAUGGAUUAGUUAAAAUUUGGGAUUUUAAAAAUGAAGAAAAUUUAAAAACUUUAGAUAAUCAUGAUAAUAGAAUUUGGUCUUUAGCUUUAAAAGAUGAUGAAGGUAAAGAAUUUAUAACUGCUGAUUCAGAUGGUAAAAUAACAAAAUGGAUUGAUAAUACAGAAGAAGAAAAUUUAAUUUUACAAAAUCAACAAAAGGAAAAAAUUGAAAAAGAACAAAAUUUAAAUAAUUUUAUGAAAGAUAAUGAUUGGGAAAAUGCUUUCUUAUUAGCUUUAACAUUAAAUCAUUCAAUGAAAUUAUAUAAUGUUUUAAAAUCAUGUAUUGAAACUAAACAAGAUGAAGAUUCAAUAAUUGGAUCAUUUAAAUUGGAGAGCAUAAUAAGUAAAUUAAACAAUGAUCAAUUGAUUCUAUUAUUCAAAAAAAUAAGAGAUUGGAAUAUAAAUUUUAAAUUUUUUGAAAUUAGUCAGAUUUUAAUUAGUGUUGUAUUAAAAAAUUAUUCAGUACUGAAAUUAAUUGAAAUACCAGGAAUUAUGAAAAUUAUUGAUUCUAUUUUACCUUAUAAUGAAAGACAUUAUAAUAGAAUUGAUGAAUUAAUUGAAGAAACUUAUGUUUUAGAUUAUACUGUUGAACAAAUGAAUCAAUUAUUAACUUAG
Molecule: messenger RNA, 2436 nt
Organism: Lodderomyces pseudojiufengensis
Lineage: Eukaryota; Fungi; Ascomycota; Pichiomycetes; Serinales; Debaryomycetaceae
Gene: UTP13
Product: Utp13p
Exons: 1
Coding region: 1-2436 (811 amino acids)
Biological process (GO): endonucleolytic cleavage to generate mature 5'-end of SSU-rRNA from (SSU-rRNA, 5.8S rRNA, LSU-rRNA); endonucleolytic cleavage in 5'-ETS of tricistronic rRNA transcript (SSU-rRNA, 5.8S rRNA, LSU-rRNA)
Cellular component (GO): nucleolus; small-subunit processome; 90S preribosome
Molecular function (GO): U3 snoRNA binding; protein binding
Source: RefSeq, a predicted model, not a curated record